Molecule: messenger RNA, 5577 nt
Organism: Mercenaria mercenaria
Lineage: Eukaryota; Metazoa; Mollusca; Bivalvia; Venerida; Veneridae
Product: E3 ubiquitin-protein ligase rnf213-alpha-like
Exons: 30
Coding region: 1-5577 (1858 amino acids)
Molecular function (GO): zinc ion binding; ubiquitin-protein transferase activity; ATP hydrolysis activity
Source: RefSeq, a predicted model, not a curated record
AUGGCGAGCUCAAGUCCAGGUGAUUUAAGUAUGUCAUUUACACAAGAUUCUGAUGAAUAUCGUGAAAUGCAUUGCGAGCAAUGCGAUAUGUAUAACGAAAAAUCAACUGCGGAUGGAUUCUGCAUUGAAUGUAUGGAAUAUAUGUGUAAUGUAUGUUUGAAAUAUCACUCGAGGCUGAGUCCAGGGCAUAGGCAACAGGAUAAAAGCACAAUGCCUCAAGAUUUUUGCUUUGAAAAGUGUUCUAGACAUACUUCUAAGCUCAUUAAGUAUUAUUGUUUUACAUGUAAAACAUUUGCUUGCUACGAAUGCAAACUUAGAGACCAUGAACAAUGUAACGAAAUUGGCCAUGUGCCGACAGUUGCUAAAGGAGUUGAAAACAGUGGAGAACUGAAAGACCUUUUCAAAGAUAUUAAAACGUUCAAUACUGAAUUAGAGAGGUUGAACGGCAGAUUAGAAGCUAAAAUAAAUCAGUCUAGCACGCAAGAAAAGAGAGUAAUGACGGCUACAAAUAAACAGAGAGAGGACACACUAAAACAUGUUCAAGAGCAAAAGCAAUUGGUAACUGAUACUUAUGACAGAGAAAUAGAGAUAACAAUAGAAAAGUUGCAAGCAGAAAAACAGGAGAAAAUUAAUCAAAUCAGCGUAAGCCAAAAGCAGCUAGAUGAUAAGUUAACAACAAUUCUAAAUACAAUUGAAAAGAGGCAGUCUACAGAGAAGGCAACUUUACAGCGGUUAAAAACUAAAACCGAAAAGGUCUCAGGUGAGGCCAAAGACUUGGCACUUGACAUUGAACAAAAGCAAAGAUCGGAAGAGAGGUGUAAUUUCUUUAUAACAAUGAAAGCGUCAGAGAAAACGCUCGAAAAUCUGCAACAGGAAUAUAUGGGAUUACAAAAGGUCACAAAUGAAGAAAGAACUGACGACCUUACUCAUGAGUUAGUUGCAGCACUCAACGAGUUUAAGGCACUUAAAAAGAUUUAUACCCUAGACUUUGGAACAACUCGAGAGGAAGCUAGACGGUUUGGAACUCUCACAUCUAAUCUGUUCGUUUAUGAAUGGAAUCGCCAUGUAUCAGCCAGAGCAAAUGGUACAGAACAUAGUGCUUUGAUGCAUGUCUUAACUUGGCCACCAUUUCCACAUUUUCUGACAUAUUAUUAUCCAAACAGAAUGAAUAUGCUUACAGAAGAAUGUGUUGAGAAUUUGGUGAAGGCUGUUUCAAUGAUUGAAAAUGUAGUUACAAAAUUGUCAGAGGGCAGUCUGGCCGUUGACAUAUUCCGUCACAUAUCUAAGCCAGACAGUAAAUUUCCCGAGCUUGCAGAACUCGCACAGACCAAAGAAAUACAUACUGCAGCCUCCAUAAGAAAGGAAAUUGAGAAACGACAACAAGAGAUAAAAACAUGUACUACCCGGGUGGUAAACACAAUCAUGAGAAUGGUUAAAACAUUCGAUCUGAAAGGGGAUUUUACACGUAUUAAAGUAAUUGCUGAUGACAGUGAUCUAGCAGUGGAUUCAUUUGACGACAGUGUAAUAACAGACCAUCUGGAAAACAUGACUCCAGCAAAGGAACGUUGCCUUGCCGCAUUUGUGAACUGUAAACCUCUCAUACAGUGGCUAAGAAUGUCCCGUGUAGCAUCUGACGUAAAACGGCUGCAAGCUUCUGUGGAUCUGGCAUUCUUGUCAGCUGGAGACGAGCCAAUCAACAUUGCACGUGCCCAGUGUUUUCACUCUGCUGUAACAGGAUACGCCCCACUCAUACGUGACCUUGAUGAAAGUUGUGGAUACAAGGAACUAUUACAACUUUGUUCCCUUGUUUGGAAAGAACUUGAGACUGAUCCAAAACUACCUGCAAAAUUGAUGGACUUAAAUCGCCUGCUACAGUGGCUGAAAGCAACGAUGGAACCGGAUGUAACACAAAUGAUGCAUGUUGAGGCCAUCUGUGCUCGUGGUAUAUUCACUAUUGGCAAAAAUGCAUGGAAGGAUGAUACCAGUUCACAGAACAUUGGUGAAACAUCUAUGCAUGUACUGGCAGACAUACUGAAGUUGUCAGUACCAGAGCAGACAGACAACAGAGAAUUGAAGAACUGGACGUUUUCAGAGAUACAGUCCUUGCAACGCAAUUUAGGCAAACUUGAAAAAUACACUGAAAAUGCUGUCAGAUUUAGAAUGAUAGUUGAUGGUUUCACCAGAAUGGGAAUAAUAUAUACAAAGCUGUGUACCGCUGGAUGUUUUCUGUUCAAAAACUGGACUGCAAGAUUUCACUGUGACCCUGACCUUAACAAAGGAGUGUGUGUAGUUUUACAGUUUGGUUUCGAGAAUGUAGACCAACAGCUACAGGGAAGAAUGACAAAGACUGGAGACAUACUCGACAUGAUUUUAGAUAUAGCCAAGUUUAUGGAGGUUUGUUUUGCUGAAUGGCUGCUGUACAUCAAGGAAGCACGUAGGCGUUGUUCGGAAUUGAACCAUUUCACUAACGACCAGCUGUUUAUCCUACAGAAAGAGCUUGGGAAAGUUGGAACAGACUCUGAACCAUCAGAGCUUGUCUAUCCAAUGUUGUCUUUCUUGAAAGACAAUUGCUCCCCAGGUGACUUAUUGGAAGCAAUGGCAGAUGCUCAAAAAACUUUAAAUAUUCCUUUAACUAACAGAGCAAUAGAGGAAGUCGAUCCAGAGGAUACCAGAGCUGGUUCAGUCUGGAGUAUGGAUCAUGAAAAAGAGGUAAUGGAUAAUUACAAACCACUGACUCAAUCCGAUGAGCAAAUUAAAAAGCAACCUCAACAAGUGGAUAUUCAUACUCUGAUAACAACUCUCAUAACAAAAUUGAGAAAGGAAAGUUCUGUCGGUUCAGGACCACUGAUUCAAAAUCUCAACGCCUUGUGGAGAGACUUUCUUCAAGCUCUGUCCUUCAGCUUUCGAGACUGCCUUAGUUUAAAGCACAUUGCAAUCAUCUUGAGUAUCUUAGAAAAGAAAAACACUACAUAUAUCAAUCGAUCUCUACAUACAGUAUUCAAAGAAGAUCAACCAAACCUAGUGAUUUGUGAAGAUGAAAGCGUUUUCAUUACUGCGUUGACUGUUUAUAUGGCGGACAAAGAUCAGCCCCUACCACAACCCGAUGAAGUACUUACAUGUACAAAGGAAACGAAAACGGAUGAGAUUGACAUGUUUUUGAGGCGUGUUUUCUAUAGUGGAUCAAAGAAAAUUUAUUGUCUGGUCAAUGCGGACAUGUUGACAUACGACGUGGAUGAAUAUACCGAGAGAUGUGUUGAGGAAUACCUGAAGGAGACACAUGCAGGUUCAUCAUAUCGGCUUAUAGUGAUCAGUGGGUGCAAUAAACAGUCGGGUUUCUUAGCAUCAUUGAACAAAUUCAAGAGACAGCCUUUACAAAUAAGUACUGAAGCUGUAAGAGAAUACUUGUUAACAAAACUAUCUGUUCAGGAAAAUUCUAGUACAAGACUCAGUCCUGCUGCUGUUGCCGAUAGAGAAAGAUCUACCGUGCGUGUGAUUAAAUCCUGGCAAGCUGGUGCUGGGAAGUCAUUGUGUGUAGAAAGAAUGAAAGAAAAAUUUCCACGUGUCGAUUCUGUGUAUAUUGCUCUUAAUGGGAUAAGUAUCUGUCCUGAGGAAGUCAUAAAAAGCCUACUUCCGUUCACAUUACGUCCAAAUGAACCAGAACCUAGGAUUUUCCACAUUGAUAUAUAUCAUGAGGUCGAAAAUGGAGUAGAUAAUUUUCUUUUCAACCUACUCAUCCUUGGUUGUCUGAGGGACAAGACGGGAUUAAUCUGGAGGAGGUCACUUACUGAUAUUUUCCUGAUAGAAAACACGCCUUUACUUAUAUCUGUAAACAGUGGACAAGAUGCAAACUGGAGAUACGUGCAUUCACUUUUGAGUGUUCUUCCAAACCGUACAUGUAGAUCACCCAAAGAAUGUUUGUGCAUCUAUAAGGGUAUACUUCCGCAAGAUUACGAUGACUCUGAUCAGCUGUUUGAUGAUGAAAUGUACAGAAGUGACGUUUUCCAAAGGCCUUACCGGUAUCUGAUGCGUACAGACAAGACAAAAGUGCAGUUUAAGAGUGAUAUUGAAUCAUGUCUUCAAACUAUACUCAGACACUGUGGAUUAGAAGAACCAUCUUGGAGAGAUGUACAUUACUUUGUCAUGUUUCUGAAUCGACAACUGAUUGCCUUUGAAAACAAUCCUUUUGUAGGAGAAUUUUCAUUUAAACAAGGCACAGACUUUUCAGUGUUUGUACUGGAGUUUCUUCUAAAGAUGUCCAGAGAUUUCGCUACUCGCUCAUUACGCUUCACUGAUGAAUCAAACCAGUCUUUAAAAUCGAAAACCAAUGUUGAGACAGAAGAGAUGCUUGAUGGUUUGCUUGAUGAGAUACAGCUAAAACAUAAAUGGGAAGACAGUAGACAUCCAUGUUUGCUUUUCAACUCGGACAAUACAACCUUCACAUUCCUUGGAUUUCAUGUAGAACCAAAUUCGGGGCAUUUAAUUGAUCCACUGACAAGACAAGUGCUAGAAUUAAGAAUAAUGAACAGCAGUUUACAUUCUUCACUUGUCAGGAAUGGUGUGUCGUUAUCAGACGAUUUCGACUCUUUAUCAAGACAUGAUAAAAUAAUGAGGUUGUGCAUAUUUAUGGGAAUACAAUAUCCACAUGAUCCUGAUGAAAAUUUUAUUUUGACAACUGACAUCGUCAAGAAGAUUAUGGCAAUUCAUAUGAGGUUUAGGUACGAUUUACCUACACUCAUCAUGGGAGAGACGGGAUAUGGUAAAACACGUCUUGUCAAGUUUCUAUGUGACAUUCAGCUACCUUCAGAAUAUCGUAAAAACACUACAAAUAUGAUUCGUGUAAAGGUACAUGGCAGUCCAUCAAAAGACAUAAUAAAGGCAGUAAGACAAGCUGAACAAGUUGCAGAGAAGAAUAGACAAGAAUAUGGAGAUAGUGUACAUACUGUGCUAUUCUUUGAUGGGGUCAACGUCACCAAAGAUAUUGGACUUAUUAAGGAAAUAAUGUGUGAAGGAAGCUUGCUUGGGAAGAAACUGAACAAGAAUCUGAAGAUAAUUUCUGCAUGCAAUCCAUACAGAAGACAUUCCGAUAAAAUGAUGAAGGAAAUGGAGCAAGAAGGAUUUGGAGGUCACAUGGAUACAAAUGACGCAAACGUUCUGCCUGGUCAUUUACCGUUGCAGUGUUUGGUGUAUAAAGUUUAUCCCCUGCCGCAUAGUCUUUUACCUCUUGUCUGGGAUUUUGGACGGCUUGAAGCAGAUGUUGAAAAUGUAUUUAUCAAUCAGAUAGUCAAGAAAUACAUACGGGAUGCGAAAUUGCCAGAUAUACCAGGUUUGGCCGAAGUAGUCAGCGCCAUCUUGGCAGCAUCACAGGACUAUAUGAAAAAGCAUAUGGAUGAAUACUGUGUUGUAUCACUGCGAAAUGUCGAGAGAGCUCUCACAGUUAUGAGCUGGUUCUACCAGAACAGUCGGGGCGGGCGGACUAUUUUCUGUCUGAUGGACGAAAUACUUCGUGAUGGUUCAUUCCAUUUCUAUAUAUAUUGGUAUUUCACUGAGGCUGAUGCUAUGGGGCGUGAGAAAGGUUGA